AGCGCCUCUCAAUGGUCAGACACUGUCAGUACAGGGGGAGGACAGGUAGUAAACAGCCGGUAGGUAUGGAGAGGUCAUCACUGUCUGGAACACAGACAAACGGCUGCUCUUUCUCUGUGCUUCAACAUCAGGCGGUGUCCAUUCUCACCACACAAUGAAUGGGUCAGUGGUGCCGUUGACCUUGUCCCAACACAAGUCCUGAAAAUGCCCUAUGUGCGCGGCUCUGUGCUCGAACAUGGCGGAGUCGGACGGCGGGGAUUUUGCCUUGAAACCGUCGCAGAGCAGUAUGGUUAACAAGAAUAGCACCCUGCGCUGUACUUUCUCAGCUCAGAGCCACAGUGCCAUCCUGCUUCAGGGCUUGUCGGUCUUGCGAGCACAGGGCCAACUACUUGACGUCGUGCUGGCCAUCAAUGAGGAGCGCUUCCAGGUCCACAGAGCUGUGCUGGCGGCUUGUAGUGAUUACUUCAGGGCAAUGUUUACCGGAGGAAUGCGGGAGUCAAAACAAGACACCAUUGAGCUGAGGGGUUUGUCAGCGCGUGGACUAAAACAUAUAAUUGACUUUGCCUACAGUGCAGAAGUCACAUUAGACCUGGACUGUAUUCAGGAUGUCCUCGGAGCAGCUGUGUUUCUUCAGAUGGUCCCUGUCAUUGAGCUCUGUGAGGAGUUCCUUAAGUCUGCAAUGAGUGUGGAGACUUGCUUACAUAUUGGCCAGAUGGCCACCACCUUCAGUCUGUCUUCCCUAAAGGAGUCUGUGGAUGCCUUCACCUUUCGUCACUUCCUCCAGAUUGCUGAGGAGGAGGAUUUCCUGCACAUUCCCAUGGAGCGCCUCAUCUUCUUCCUGCAGAGCAACAAAGUGAGGAGCUGCAGUGAGAUCGAUCUCUUCCAUGCCGCCAUCAGGUGGCUCCAGUAUGACAAGGCUCGUCGGGCUCAAGCCAGCAAUGUCCUCUGCCAUGUCCGCUUCCCACUAAUGCGCUCAUCGGAGCUGGUGGACAGCGUUCAGACAGUGGAUAUAAUGGUGGAGGAUGUGCUGUGCCGCCAGUAUCUCCUUGAGGCCUUCAAUUACCAGAUCCUUCCCUUCCGGCAGCACGAGAUGCAGUCCUUACGGACACUCGUUCGCUCUGAUGUCAUAUCACUCAUCACCUUUGGUGGCACACCGUAUACAGAUAACGACCGCACAGUGAGCACCAAGAUGUAUUAUCUCCCUGACAUUACUUCCCGCCAGUUCAAAGAGCUGACAGAGAUGGACACGGGAUGUAGCCACGCUUGUGUAGCCAUACUAGAUAACUUUGUGUACAUUGUUGGUGGACAGCACUUUCAGUACCGCAGCGGUGAGGGUGCAGUGGACAGCUGUUUCCGCUAUGACCCACACAUGAGCCAGUGGCUACGCAUCCAGUCCAUGCAGGAGGCCCGUAUUCAGUUUCAGCUCAACGUGUUGCAGGGCCAGCUAUAUGCCACUGGUGGGCGCAAUGGAUCCGGAAGUUUGUCAUCUGUGGAAUGUUACUGUCCAAAGAAGAAUGAGUGGAUUUAUGUGGAACCAUUAAAACGCAGGAUUUGGGGUCAUGCAGGAACUUCCUGCGCAGAAAAACUGUAUAUUUCCGGGGGUUAUGGCGUCUCACUGGAUGACAAGAAAACUCUUCACUUUUAUGAUCCACUGUCAGAUCAGUGGGAAUUUAGAGCUCCCAUGAAUGAAGCCAGAGUGUUGCACACCAUGAUCAGCACUAGGGAUCGAGUGUAUGCUCUGGGUGGUCGCAUGGACCAUGUGGACCACGAGGACCGCUGUUUUGAUGUUCUGGCAGUUGAGUAUUACAUUCCAGAGAAUGACCAGUGGACCACUGUCAGCCCCAUGAGAGUUGGGCAGUCUGAGGCAGGCUGCUGCCUACUGGACAGAAAGAUCUUUGUUGUGGGAGGAUACAACUGGCACCUGGACAACGUCACAAGCAUUGUGCAGGUCUACAACACAGAGACAGAUGAGUGGGAACGGGAUCUGCACUUCCCGGAGUCUUUAGCUGGCAUUGCUUGUUCAACAGUUAUACUUCCACAAAAUGCCACACAAUGCUAACGUGCGACUGUGAGGGUUUCUAUUACAUGUACUCUGUCUGCAACCUUUGAGUUAUCACAAGUUGUGAACAUAAUGUAUGUGCAUGUGCAUUUAAGAAUUGAACUGGGACAAUGGACUUUAAAGCUACUUAGCAGCAGUUGCAUAUUAUUUUCUUCUCUUGUUUUUCGGAAUCAAUAGGCUGUAUUUUACAGCCUACUGUAUUUUAUGAUACAGAAAUAAGCUAUUGAAUAUAGACUUUAAAUUCAUUGAUGAGUCUUAGGAAUUAUGUAAAUAUCAUUCUUUGAUUCUUUUUUACUCUCUCCUUUCAGGAAGAUUACUGGCAAAUGAGCUGGAAAAAUACUGUCUGCCUUCUAGAAAAGCACCAGUGAAAUUUUAAACACAAAAUUUCAUGUCACAACUAUGUGAUUAAUAACCAAUGUUAAAAGUGUUACAGCACGGCUAGUGCUGCUUCCUCACAACAAGAAGGUCAGGAGUUCAAAUCCCGCUUUGACCGAGGGCCUUUCUCUGUGGAGUUUACAUGUUGUCGCCGUGUGUGUGUGUGUGUGUGUGUGUGUUUGGACUUCUCUGGGUGCUCCAGUUUCCUCCUACAAUCCAAAAACAAGUGGACACUCCAAAUAAACUGUAGAAUGUGAGAGUGAAUGGUUGUUGGACUGGUGACCUGUCCAGGGUGUAUCCCGCCUUUCGCCCUAUGUUAGCUGGGAUUCAUUCCAGCCCCCCGUGACCCUCAUGUGGUGGAUAAAAUUUGAACGUUUUUAUGGCACAAAUAGACUCUUUGAUUUCACCAUUAAAGUAGGUGUGAUUUUGAAAUGAAUGUGAGUUAAUAUUUGCUGUGCAAAGACUCAAACAUAAUGUUUUAGUGUUAUUAAUAUAGGGCUGCAACUAAUGAUUAUUUUCAUCAUCGAUUAAUCUGUCGAUUAUUUCCUCGAUCCACCGAGUACUCGUUUCGGCCAUAAAAUGUCAGGCAAUGUUGAAAAAUGUUGAACGUUUUUUACUAAGUUAUACUCUUGAAUGUCUUCUGUUUUUGUUCAUUUGGAUUUCUUUGUUGUGUGAAGCAAAGAAACCAUAAAAUAUUCACAUUUAAGAAGCUGAAAAAUCAGAUAAAUACUCAAGCUGAUUAAUCGGUUAUCAAAAUAGUUGACAAUUAAUGUACCUUCUUUGAUUAAUAAUCAAUUUUUUGAACAAUUGUUGCGGCCCUACUUUACUGUGAUUUUUGUCAAUCAAACCACAAAGAUAACAAAAAAUUGUAUCUUAUUGUAUUUGCAUAUCUUGUUAAAGGCGCCAAUCACCAAAGGACAUAUCAAUGUACAGAAAUGGUUGCACAGUAUACACAAGUUUUGUUACCACGUCUCAACUAAUUUAUACGAUGUGACAUCACAUUCUUAAUGUUUUUGUUUGUUUGUUUGACUUUAUUUGCUACUGCCCCCAUUUUUUCCUGAGCUGAAAACCUCCACCUCAACACCACAAACUACUGUAGGCAGCUACAUAAAUGUUUAAUGUGACUCCACUGUAAUGUCUGUGUGUGCACUGCUGUUUGUGAGUCAUGUUGCAUUCCAUUCAGUACAUACUGUUGUCCAUGUGGUGUAACAUUUAAAACUGACGCUAAUCUGUACAGUCAGACUCUUUAAAACAUAAUUUUGUUCUUGCAAACUGACAUGACGUUGUUGUUUUUGAAUACAGGGUGGAGUGGAAUCCAGACGAGACACAUCCAGGACACAACUGUCUCAGCUUGUGUUGUCAUUUGACUAAAUGUUUGCACUUUUUUACAGCAGGAUUUAUAAGACAUCUGAUUUUGCUGCUGAAGUUGUUGAUGUACUUAAUGUGUAAAUAAGGAAGACGCAAGCUGAAAGUUUGUGUUAUUAUUUAAGUGUUCUCAUGUCGCCUGUUUGCCUUUGUGUGUCUUUGGCCUGCUCUACCUGUGAAAGCACAUUGUAUAUUGUUGAAGUGCAAUAUAGAGGAAAUGACUUGCUGUCAAAGGGGAAUGUAAACAUUUGUGUAGCUUUAUCUGCAUCCUUUAUUAAAGGUAUAUCAUAUUUUUAAAAUUA
Molecule: messenger RNA, 4101 nt
Organism: Solea senegalensis (Senegalese sole)
Lineage: Eukaryota; Metazoa; Chordata; Actinopteri; Pleuronectiformes; Soleidae
Gene: klhl26
Product: kelch-like family member 26
Exons: 3
Coding region: 212-2059 (615 amino acids)
Molecular function (GO): protein binding
Source: RefSeq, a predicted model, not a curated record